Messenger RNA from Zeugodacus cucurbitae (melon fly), 4625 nucleotides. RefSeq lists its product as uncharacterized. Gene Ontology annotation, cellular component: plasma membrane. The transcript is spliced from 16 exons. Bases 333 to 4535 code for a protein of 1400 amino acids. The record is from RefSeq and is a predicted model, not a curated record. Lineage: Eukaryota; Metazoa; Arthropoda; Insecta; Diptera; Tephritidae. Gene Ontology annotation, molecular function: GTPase activity; GTP binding; calcium channel regulator activity.
UGUAGUGAAUUGAGAAAAUUGAAAGAAGAUGUUUGUGGUCAAAUUAGUUAAUAGUGUGAAAAAGUUUUAUAUUCUGCAAAAAAUUUGAUAUUUAGUGAAUACAUUUGAUGUUUUUGUGGUUUUUUGUGAUGAAGUAUAUUUACUACUUGCAUUCGUACGCUUUUCAAACUAAUUGGUGCAAGUGAUCACUGGCGCCGAUUAGCAAGAAUGAUCGCUAUGUUCCUGGUUCGCCGAUAUUUCGCGAUGAUUGUAAAACCCCGCCGAUAACACCUGCCCCACCAUCGACGCCCAAGAGUCGCGGUAAAGGUGUUGGUGCGAACAACAUUCAUGCCAUGACCGUUUCGGUGGCGCAAACAACACAAGGAGGUUCCACUAUUACCGCCACCACAAAACCGUGCACCGCUUCCAGCUGUUACGCUUCCACACGUUCGGCCGCCAUGAUGGCACUCGCAUUGGGGCAUCGACCGAAAAGUCCGGCUGUAACAAACACAAAACCAACAACAACAGCAGCAGCAAAGAGUGCAGACAAAAACAACAUUGCGAACAGCAUUCACGCACCGUUGACCAAUCACCAAAGCAACAGCAACACCAACAAUUCGCACUAUAGCCCUCCACCUGUGGGCAUUCAUAAUAAAUCUCCAAAUACCAAUCAACGCAUUGCCAGCAACAACACCGCUAACAAUCGUCACACCACCGUCGCUGCAGUGGUGCAUAUGAAUGGUGGCACCGGCAUCAAUGCCGGCUUUGGUAGUGGUGGCAGCGCCUCAAGCGGCUCGGACAAUGAUGGCUUCAACACUUCGUCAUCGUCGUCGGCCACGGCGUUGCGUCGUUUGUACUUCAAGAGUGGGCGUAAAUCAAAAAUGAAUUCCACCGCCACCACUUCAAUGACCAGUAUACCGUUAAAUGCCAUUUCCACGGCAGCUGCUGCAUUUCACACGUCAAUAAGUGGCGCUUUGCCACCGAAAGCUGCCGCCGCCGCAGCUGUACCAAAGGUUGUCAUAAUGGGUUCCUCGUCAGCAUCCAUCACCGAUGGCAACAUCAAUACAUCAACGGAUUCAGCAUCGACGCUAGUCACAAGCGUAACACACACAGACACAUCGGAAACAUGCGAUUCACUGGAUUUGGGUGAUAAUUCGGGCCAAAGUGAACCGUUGUUCAGUUCACUGGAAGAACCACUGUUGACCGCCAUACAAAUAGACUCUGAACAUGAAAAUGGCACCGAACUGGAAUUAACAAGUUGCAACAUGUACAAUCGACCGGAUAUGAAUGUACAGGACAGCACUGAGAGUCAAGAGUCUUCACUGUCCAUUCUCACUAUAGAGCCAUCGUCUACCACACCGCUGCUUGCCUCGCAUCGCCGGCAACAGAGCAACAAAUGCGGCACGUCCGCACCACCCGCCUCCAAGCUAACAGCCACUACCGGCAGCAAUGCGACCGCCAACAACGGUAAAGAGCGACUGCCGAAUACUGCACCGGCGCCCAGUAGCGGCACUAAACACUUCACAUUCGAUCCACCAAUAUCGCCGAAAUCGGCGCGCACAAGCGAAAAGUCACGCACACACUUCAGUUUCAAGGAACAGCACACACACCAGCCGAUACAGCAGACACGUCGCGGCAGUAAUUGGGAAGAUCAACGUGUGCAUACGACCAAUUUUAUGGAGGAACGCAGUCCAACAGGUGGACGACGCGAUAAUUCACCGAAUCGCAGCAAAUAUCGGGCUUAUGCGGCACAGCGGCAUGCGGCUGCAGCUGCUGUAGCGCAAGCUUACUAUGAGCAGCACCAAUUGGCCGACGAUGAGGAGUCCUUGGAGGGCACGCGUAGCAAGAAGUCACGUUCACGCGAAACGAGUGGCAGUACACGUCAGCGUUACGCGGCCGCUGGCGGUGGUUCGGCGACUAGUCCAAAACGCGAACCACGACGUUCACCCUCCAGUUCGGCACCGCCCACCAUGAAAGAGGGGCAUUUCUUUGCUAGUAGUGGCGGAAAGCCGAAACAAUUAUCGCCAGCGUCACAGCAGCGCAAGUACUCGUCCAGCUCCUCGUCGGGCGGCAGCGAGCGUGGACGUGAACGUAUCAAGGAUUCCACCAUGUUUCCAUUCGAUCGUGAAGCUAUAGACUAUGAGCGCAUACAGCGUGAAUGCUUUGCAGUCGAUGAAAAUUCCAGUACGACAACUACGUCCAGCGACUCGGAUGACGCAGAACCCUGUUCGGUGUAUGAGCGCAAAAUGUCAGCACAUCAUAUAUCACCAAGUAAAACGGGCGAGGCCUUCCAGCAAUACAAGCUUUUGGCACAACAAGAACACCAACAUGGCGGACCGCAGCCGGUGGAGGCACAGACCAACGGACCACCGUCGCGCAAGAAUUCGAAACGUAUCCGACCUAGUUCCGUAAUACACGCGACGAUCCGUGAAAGUCAACCAUAUGUGCCGCAGACGGAUGCCUUCUAUCCGCAGCAGAAGGUCAAACAACAAUCGCCGAGUGAAUAUGCGACGAUCGGUGGUGGCAGCGGUGUCGGCAGUAGACAGCAUUCACCCAAAUCUUUUGCUGAGCUAAAUAAGUUCGAGGAGAUUGCCUCGAAAUUCGAGCAGAUUCCACCGAAACAACAGCCGCAUGCCAAGACGCUGGCGGGUGGUAGUCCAUCCGGCAGCAAUAACAAUGCGUUGAUUGGCAGCACACUGCAGGCGACAAAUGGCAGUGCCAGCAACAAUAAUGCAGGCGGCAAUAUUGUCGCGGGUGCUGUGGCGCCGACGUCCAGCCCAACCGGGUCAAUGCGCGGCACGAUAUCACCGCCGAUGCCAAAUUUACGUGUCGAUUUCUUUGCCGAAUCGCAAAUGAUGCAUCCGCGGAAGCGUUCGUCGAAGAAGAAACAGUGCGCAGGAAAAACAGGCGCGCCAAAUGCGGCGCACGACCAUUUGGAUGAGAGCCAACGGGGUGGCGGUGGCGGUAUGCUGCUGACAGCUGGAGCGGUAGGCGUUGGCGCUGGGCCCAUCAACGUCACCUCAAAUCCAAUGGAUGUGGCGAUGAAUACACCGCCGCGUGCCACCAUUGUCGUGCAACAACCGUCCUUGAGCUUAGACAACACCGUGGAAACGUUGCUUAUCAAGAACGAAGGUGAUUUCAUCAGCGUCGAACAGGGUAAAGAGACAUUAACGGCAACUGGUGCAACAGCCGGCACAGCAGUGGCGGCGCACGCACGCAAACGCAACUCACAACAGUUGCAACAUCCACCACAUCACCCGGCCGCACAUCAUCAACAUCAGACAGCUGCGCAACAGCAACAACAACAGAAACGUGAUGAAAAUAUGCGACAAUUGUUGGAUGUAACGAAUACGUUGACAUUCGAGGAGUUGCGUGAUUUUGAAAUGCGUUACGGUUCACCACAUCACAGUCGUUCGCAAUCGGUUAAAACACCAGGAAGUCGUGCGUCAGGACGUCCCAAUCAGUUAUGCUUGCCACAACAGCGUUCACGCGUCGCUUCAAUGCCAAAUACUGGCGUCGAGGAGGAGUACUAUAGACUGAGGCAUUUUUCCAUCACAGGCAAAGGUGUAGUCAAUCGCGGUGAUUCGCUCAAGAGUCGACGCAGUCGUUCCAACAACAGUGUAGCCAGCUCCAAUUCGAGCACGGAGCACUUGACUGCCGCCCAAAUACCAGCGCCGAAUUCGGCGCGCACAUCUGCCACCUGCAGCUUGGCAUCCAGCCGCGAGAGCAGCACUUCAAAUCCAGGCAGUGGUCCAUACAGAGUCCUGAUGCUCGGCGGCCCGGCUGUUGGCAAAAGCUCUUUGGUCUCACAGUUUAUGACUUCUGAGUAUUUGCAUGCCUACGACACAAGUAUUGAUGAUGAAUCUGGCGAGAAAUCCGUCUCAGUAUUACUCAGCGGCGAGGAAUCCGAAUUGAUUUUCAUUGAUCAUGCAUAUACAGAAAUGAAUCCCGAUGAUUGCCUAUCCAGUUAUGAUCCACAUGGUUAUUGUGUCAUUUAUUCGGCUGCUGACCGCAGCAGUUUCACUGUGGCCGAGCAUGUGUUGCAAGUCUUAUGGACGAAUCAAAAUAUCGCACAAAAAGCUGUCAUUUUAGUGGCAAAUAAAGCCGAUUUGGCGCGGAGUCGACUGGUCACAUCCGAUGAGGGCAAAGCCAUGGCCACCGCCUAUGAUUGUAAAUUCAUUGAAACGUCAGUGGGCAUAAAUCACAAUGUCGAUGAGCUGCUGGUCGGUUUGUUGUCGCAGAUACGUUUGAAAUUGGAAAACCCGGAAAAAUCAAGGGAUCUAUUCCGUAAGCGUUCGAUACGUAAAUCGAAGCGUCGCGCCUGUUCGCCACUUGGUGGCGCCUGUCUCACCGGUGGCACUAACCCCAACACUCCGUUGGGACCGAUGAAUAAUGUCAUUUCCGAUGUCAAUACACCGCCCGGCAGUGCACAAAGCAGCCCCCGCAAAUAUCGUGGCUCCCGCACAUCGACCAGCCUAAAGGUGAAAGGUCUCUUGGGACGCGUCUGGGCGAGAGACUCCAAAUCGAAGAGUUGCGAAAAUCUGCAUGUUUUGUAAGCAGUCGCGUGCAUGUGCUAUUCGUCUCAAUCGUCUUUGUGCCGUGCAACGCGUGAAUGCUGUGUGUGAAUGUAUUGUGUUUCUCAAAUG